AACCGCUUUCACUCCUCGAUAUCAUACAAAUGGAUCUGUCUCGGCAUGAAUUUGCAUCUGCCUGCGAAAGCGCAGUUGGUACCCCAUAUACCCCUGACGAAGUGGUACACCUGGCAGCUGGCUUACAGUUUGCUGGGGUGACGAGUGUAGUUGGGACAUUGUGGAAAGUCAACGAUACAACUGUGGAGCGCUUAGUCGAGGUGUUCUACAAGAUUUUUUGUGGGAAUGGCACGAUGAACUCGAAAAGAACUGCCCGAUCGCUGCAUCGAGCAGUCCAGUCGUUGGCUUGUGACAAGGACAUGCUUUUGGAUCAGCACAUCGUGUUCAUGCAUAUUGGCGUAUGAUCAACUUCCAUCCUGCUGUCACUACACGCAGCCUGUUGCAAGAAAAAAAUUCAGAUUUUAGGACU
Messenger RNA from Suillus subaureus, 409 nucleotides. RefSeq lists its product as uncharacterized. Lineage: Eukaryota; Fungi; Basidiomycota; Agaricomycetes; Boletales; Suillaceae. The record is from RefSeq and is a predicted model, not a curated record. Bases 30 to 344 code for a protein of 104 amino acids. The transcript has 2 exons.